This is a messenger RNA of Aspergillus vadensis CBS 113365, 1012 nucleotides long. RefSeq lists its product as uncharacterized. The record is from RefSeq and is a predicted model, not a curated record. Bases 106 to 936 code for a protein of 276 amino acids. The transcript has a single exon. NCBI's taxonomy places the organism in Eukaryota, Fungi, Ascomycota, Eurotiomycetes, Eurotiales, Aspergillaceae.
CCUGAUCUCUCUCUUCCACCUCCUCGCCCUCCUCUUCUUUCAUCAUUCUAACUACUUCUACCCGACUUGGCUGCUGCCUAUAUCUGGCCCCUCCUCUACGCCAUCAUGCAACUCCGCUACCUGCUGGCGCUCAGCGCCCUAUCAUCGGCCGCUCUUGCGCACGCGGAACCAGCGGCUGGAGUUUUUUCGCUGUCACCGCAAACCGAAGCGCCGGUCGCUCAACCAACAUCCAUUGUUGAUCAAUACCUCAAGCCCAAGCGGUAUAACCGGUCCUUGAACUUCCAAAAGAGGGCGACCACCACCGAUGAUACCACCACGACGGAUGCAGCCACCACCACUGCGGACUCCACUACAUCCGAGUCGACCAGCACUACCGAAGCCACCACCACCUCCGACACCUCCACGACCAGUGCGACGACUACUGCAACCACUGCCACGAGCACCAGCUCUAGCAGCACCACUUCAUCAUCCUCCUCCCAAUCCACUACUAGCGCCACCUCCACCACUCAAAGCACCACGACUACCUCGACGACCACUAGUACCACCACCUCCGCCACGAGCACCAUCUCCGCCGCGCAAAAGGAGUACAACCACCGCGGAGAGAUCGCCGCCAUCGUGACCUUCAGUGUUCUCAUCUUCAUCUUCCUCGCCCUCACCUUCUUCCUCUGCUUCCGCGAGAAGGCCAAGACCAACCGUCUGGCCAAGAAGGCCGACGCAGGAGCCGAUUACUCCAUGGUGCCGCUGGCCGAUGGCCGGCCCCAGAGCGAGGCCAAGUUUGACCGCGCCUCCAUGAUGUUCGCCUCCAACUCGCAGCUCAACCUAGACCAGAUGGCAAGGAGACCUACCUCCAUGGCGGCUAGUGAGACUCUGAGUGUGCCGAUGAACCGGACGGCGCCGGGGACGCCUUCGGAUGAGCAUCGGGCGAAUAUGGUUUGAUAGGUGGAUGUACAGUCUAGAUACCCGGGACAAUGUUCGACAUGAUUGCAGCAUGACAUUACCGAUCGGAGUCGCC